UUCGAUUAUUUUUGGCAGCAAGCGGAGCGGGCAGAGCUCUCGUCUAAAAAUGCUUACGACCAAUGGCGUAUCGUCAUUGGCCACAAUAUACCACGUGAACGGUCCACAGUGGAAGUUCACUGAGUCGAGCGAAUAUCUACGACGGCACAGUCAGCUGCCUAAGGUCCGGUUGGCUAGUCGCAGACAGCAAGUUUCUCCACAAGGUAGACGCGUGUAACCACCAGAUUUCACCAUGGCGGACGAUGAGAGAAAGCGCAUCGAGGAUGAAAAGAAGAGGAAACAGGCGGAAACCGAGAGGAAGAGGGCGGAGGUCCGCGCUCGCCUCGAAGAGGCUUCUAAAGCCAAGAAAGCGAAGAAGGGUUUCAUGACCCCCGACAGGAAGAAGAAGCUUAGGCUGUUGCUGCGUAAAAAAGCCGCCGAGGAAUUGAAAAAAGAGCAGGAGAGGAAAGCAGCCGAAAGGAGGCGCAUCAUCGAGGAGCGCUGCGGCAAACCGAAGAUCGUCGAUGACGCUAAUGAAGAUACCCUAAAGCGCGUGCUGCGCGAAUAUCACAAUAGGAUCGCGGCGUUGGAAGACAAAAAAUUCGACAUCGAAUAUGUCGUGAAGAAGAAGGACUUCGAGAUCGCAGAUUUGAACAGCCAGGUCAACGAUCUCCGAGGUAAAUUCAUGAAGCCAACCCUGAAGAAGGUGUCGAAAUACGAGAAUAAGUUCGCCAAACUCCAGAAGAAGGCCGCCGAAUUUAACUUCCGUAAUCAGCUGAAACAAGUGAAAAAGAAGGAGUUCACCUUGGAAGAAGAAGAUAAGGAGAACGUGCCAAAAAAUAAGAAGAAACCCGACUGGUCAAAGAAGGGCGAGGAGAAGAAGGUAAAGGAGGAAGAGGCGGCGCCACCGACCCCGGUUGAAGCAUGAAAGAAAGAAUGAAAAAUCGUUCCCGAGACGUUCCCGAGUAAUCGUCAUCGUCAUCCCAACAACGAUAAACGUCCGACGUCCGACGUCCCGAGAAUGUCAUCCGCCGUCAAUAAUCGUCGUCGACACAACUCUGCACGGAAUACCUUCCUCUUGUUCUCUCUUUUUCUCUCUCUCUCCCCUCGUUCUUUUUCUUCUCUGUCUCUCCCUCUCUCUCUCUCUCCCUCUUUUUCUCUCUUCUACCUAUCUCUUGAAUUUUCUUCUUCCUUUUUUUAUAACAAUCGAAUGAGUUCAUUAAUUCGAUAUCCCGCCGUCGUGUGAGAGUUGCACACAAAAAAUCUUGCUCGUCUGUCUAGUCUGUCUGUCUGUCUGCUCAUCCAUCACGAUUGCUCGUAUACGUCCCCGGAUUGUAUCGAAAUAUUUUGAUAUCCAAUAUCCAAUCUGUGGCUCGCUCUACUUGUACCGGUGUUUCUUUCCUUUUUUUUAUGAACAUGAUAUGUCUUCUUUUCGUCUUCUUUUAUUUUUAUAAUAGUCACUUGUAAAAGUCACACUGUAAAGCCGUGAAUUGCGUGCGAGAUCCGCAAGACCCAGAUCUGUCCUUUCCUGCGAAAUUCAACCACGAUGGGAGAGAUGUGAUGUAACGGUAACAACGGUGAAGAGGAAAUUUUAUUUAAGAUUUAUUGUAAAACAACCCUCUGUGUGUAAUUAUUUUUCUAUAUUCUCUUCCCCCCUCUCUCUCUCUUUUCUUUUUCACGUUUCCCUUGUGCCUCACCUGUGACGAUUUGCGUUUUAACCUACGAUACAAGUGUAACCAAAUGGUGUACGAUAUGUUUUGUAUGUGCGAUAAUAAUUAUCUACCGUCGUCUAUGCAUUUUUUCCGAGCAAGUGAACGAUGUAGUAGAAUAAUCGACCGACUAACUGAUUCUUAGCGAUACAAUUGUGAGAAAUACAGCUCAUUUCAAUCAUCUCUUAA
Messenger RNA from Harpegnathos saltator (Jerdon's jumping ant), 1877 nucleotides. RefSeq names its product troponin wings up A (gene wupA). Gene Ontology annotation, biological process: muscle contraction. The record is from RefSeq and is a predicted model, not a curated record. The transcript has 10 exons. Gene Ontology annotation, cellular component: troponin complex. NCBI's taxonomy places the organism in Eukaryota, Metazoa, Arthropoda, Insecta, Hymenoptera, Formicidae. Bases 233 to 907 code for a protein of 224 amino acids.